Zeugodacus cucurbitae (melon fly) is the source of this 2869-nucleotide messenger RNA. RefSeq lists its product as uncharacterized. Lineage: Eukaryota; Metazoa; Arthropoda; Insecta; Diptera; Tephritidae. Gene Ontology annotation, biological process: SCF-dependent proteasomal ubiquitin-dependent protein catabolic process. The coding region runs from base 86 to 2566 and encodes 826 amino acids. The transcript is spliced from 7 exons. The record is from RefSeq and is a predicted model, not a curated record. Gene Ontology annotation, cellular component: SCF ubiquitin ligase complex.
CUUGAACUUAACGGAUUGCAAUGCUCGGAUGCAUUUUUGUAUACAAUUUGUAUUAAACAGUUAUUAAAAACCAAAAAAAAAAACAAUGGAGCGUUGUUGGAAAAGUGAAAAUAAACCGAUUUUAGCGAAGAAUGCUUUGCACUCCGGCGAAUCAAAUGAGAGGGAAACCAUUAUAUUAAGCAACUGUGAAUUAGAACAAAGUGAUAUUGAUGUGGUAACGCAAAAUUUUGCUUAUGCAACGUAUUUGGAUUUGUCAUGCAAUAAGAAAAUAGCGUCAAUUAAAUUCCUACUGACCCCUACAACGCUGUACCUUAAGGGUUGCACGAGUUUACAUGAAAUCAAAUACAGCUUCAGCACUUGUAUGUUGAAGAUUCUGAACAUAACGGGCUGUCCAAUUGACUACCAGGAACACUUCGUCAACUAUGACUUUCCGAUGCUAGAAAGUCUCACGCUCAGUUGGCAACCCAAGGUGGAUUGGCGAAAACUGCUAAGAAAACUGAAGACAUUGAAAAAUCUAACGCUGGAAAAUGUUAGCAGUCAAACUAUACAACUCACAAGCGCAAGAGAAACCACAGAAUGUUAUGAAACGCUGCUACUGGCGCUGUCCGAUUGUAAAAAUAUCAAAUCUGUCACUUUUGGUAGCCUGCUUAGUGUGCAUGAUAUUGGUCACUUGAGCAAUUUGACUGACAGAAAACUGUCAGUUCAUAUUAGACAUGAGAUCGGUCAACAUUUAAACAGAUUGUAUGACUUACAAAACUUAGACACGGUUUAUUUGGAGCACGUCAACAAUGUUACAGACGUUGAUUUGUUAAACUUGAUAAAAAGUUGCACAAACUUGUCAAAAAUAACGUUGGAUUAUUGUGAUGGCGUAACAAGGGAUUUCAUAUUCAGCGCUGCAGAGUUCUUGCGCGAACGCGAUAAAGACGAGCCACUAAAGGCGCGUCUCAACCUGGAGAUGUGCGGCUGUGCUGGCAUUACAGAAGAUAUACAAGAGCAUCCUCUAUAUGCGAAAGCUGAAUCCGCUUUGAGCUUAAUAUUAUUCUUCGAGUGCAAACAUCCAACAACUAGCUACAGAAAUGACCUGAUCAUACCCUAUCCACCGCCAAAUGUACAACUGAGCAUUUACGUACUCUUCGAAAUCUACAAGAAGCUCAUACACCAACCGGUUGCACAGCGAUUCGCCACCGUUUGUGAAGAUUUCGAAAACGCAGCCAUCGAAGAAGAGCGACACCUAAAGAUAAUCGCUUGUCGCAGAGCGAAAAUCGUACACAAUGACAUCUAUGAUUCUUACUUGGAGAUUACGUCUGAAAGGAAAGACUUUGACGCGAUACUUGAUGAUUUUCCAAAACUGAAGCGUUUAAGGCUGCUAAAUUGCUUUAUCGCUGAAGAGAAGUUUCCUAGGGAUAAGCAAUAUAAUAAUAUCAGCGAUUUGGAAAUAUUGGGUGCGAAUGCCUUUCGACUGUGGCAAAGCAUAGCGAUACUUUUUCCGAAUGUCGGAUCAGUAAACCUAAUGGAUGCUGCACUUGAGAGCCCUUUGGAGAUAACGAUGUUUAGAAUACCACGUUUUAAAGACAACACAGUCUUCCAAAAUAUCACGAGGUUCUCUGUGAUUGGCAGUAUUUUGUGUGAUGAGGAAGUGGAGUUCCUAGCUAAUCUAACACAACUGAAACAUCUUUCUAUUGUCCGAAACUCAAAAAUUACAGGCAAACAUAUCGCCGAGCUCAGCAGCAUCGAGGAGCUCCAACUGAGUUACUGUGAGAAUGUGAGCCACUACUACUUAGCAGACAUCCUGAGCUCUUUAUCACUACGGUCACUUGACUUGCGUCACAGUACAUUCAGUGAUGUAUCUAUGCACCUCACGAAUCUCAUGUGGUUGAGUUGUGAAACGCUCGUUACACUCAAAAUCGACUGGAAGCUAGAACAUACCAUUACGGCAUUACAAACGCUGCAAGCAUUAAAGGAUAUUGAAGUGCGAAAUUUCAAUACAAAUUCUUGUGCGAUUUGUAUGCGUGACGAACAAAUUCACUGCGCAUGUGCUGAAGAUAUGCAAUCACGUUUAAUACCACGCUUCUUUCGCACGCUCAUCGCGCGUACUAACAUCACAAAGCUGACACUCGAAGCUGAAAUUUUGUGCAGAAAUCUCAAUUACUUGCACCACCUGCGACACCUAACGCACCUCAGCAUUAUUGCGAAGAAAGCCUGGCUGGAUGGUUUUUGCAUACCAAUGAAUUUCUCUCAAGCCGUUGGACAGCUUGUGAACUUGGAGUAUUUGUACUUAGCGAGGUUUUUCUACUGCUAUGACGACGUAAUUUAUAUCGUCGAUAGAUGUCGCAAACUAAAUGAGGUUAGAUUAAAGCAGUGUGUUGGGUUCUCGGAUGUGGUGCCCUAUGACCUAGUUGAAGUACUGAAGCACAAGCGCAUUAAGGAUCAGCUGCCAUUCAGAUUAUAUAUGCUUAACCUGAUGGUGGACUCCAGCGAAGCGUGUAGUGAACGCUCGGGCGACAGCAAUCAGGAAGUUAACCGCUUUGAAGAUAUUGCAGAUUAUAUAAAAGUAAUUUUUCUUUAGAACCGAAGCAACAAAUACCUUCGAAAUGCAGUUAAAAGAUUAAAGAAGAAUAUUCACACUUGAUAAAUAAAAAAAUUAAUAAAUGACUGAAAACACUUUGUAAUACAAUUCAGUAUUUACUAUUUACUUCAUGUACACUGUUUUUCUGUACUCAAUAUUGAUUAGCUCCCCUAUGGGUUAAUUAGUCUAUGAAGGCAAUUAAUGGAACUCCAAGAGCCUAUCUUCAUAAGAUUUUUCAUUCCAUAUUCUUCAAAGAUUUCUCCAAGCGCCGGUUUCUUGCUGCCCUGGUUAGAUUAUAGUAAA